AUGAAAGCUUUAUUGGAGAAGAAAAAUAUAUUUGUUACUAAAAUCUUGAGAAAACUAGAAGAUCUGCAGGAGCGCGGGAGGCAACUCAUGUACCGAAAAGACAAGUAUAAGCAGAAGGCCAAGGAAUUGGAAGAAGUCCAUGCCGUAGAAAAGCAAAAUGUUGUUAACCUGACUGUUCUUGAAACUCGCUUCAAUUUUCUUAAAGGCCUUGAUCUUUCCUCAUUUGAUCAUGUCAACGCCCUCGCUAUUGCUGAGAAAAAACUAAAGGACGCUCGUGAUCUUCUCGGUGACAUGUUCGAAAAUGAGAAUGCCGAAAAAGAAGAUGAUGAAGAGAAGGUUGAGGAGGAAAGUGAUUCUGGGGAUGCAGUGAAAAACAAACUAAGCAAAGAUCUUACAAUCGGUCAAAAGUCACACGAUUUUUAUCUGCCAAAAGUGAAAACUCCAUGUCCUUCUUAUCUCUUCCUUCUCCGAGCUCUGGUUAUGGAAGAAGGAACCGAGAAGAAGGUAUCAAAGAAAUAACUGUUUUUACGGGGACAGCUCAUGAUGUUCAUAUCGAUCUAUUAUGCGCCUCUGCAUCUAGCAUUGGGUAGGCCUCAUACAAUAACUGUCCUAGCUCUACCAUAUCUUUUGUUUCAUUUCUUCUGGAACAAUCACAAACACUUUUUUGAUUAUGGAUCUACUACCAGAAAUUCAAUGCGUAAUCUCAGCAUUCAAUGUGUAUUCCUGAAUAAUCUCAUUUUUCAAUUAUUCAACCAUUUCAUUUUACCAAGUUCAAUGUUAGCCAGAUUAGUCAACAUUUAUCUCUUUCGAUGCAACAACAAGAUCUUAUUUGUAACAAGUGGUUUUGUUGGUUGGUUAAUUGGUCACAUUUUAUUCAUGAAAUGGCUUGGAUUGGUAUUAGUCUGGAUACGGCAAAAUCAUUCUAUUAGAUCGAAUAAGUACAUUCGAUCUAAUAAGUACCUUGUGUUAGAAUUGAGAAAUUCUAUGGCUCGGAUCUUUAGUAUUCUCUUAUUUAUUACCUGUGUCUACUAUUUAGGCAGAAUACCCUCACCCAUUCUUACUAAGAAACUGAAAGAAGCCUCAAAAACAGAAGAAAGGGUGGAAAGUGAGGAAGAAAGAGAUGUAGAAAUAGAAACUGCUUCCGAAAUGAAGGGGACUAAACAGGAACAAGAGGGAUCCACUGAAGAAGAUCCUUAUCCUUCUCCUUCCCUUUUUUCGGAAGAAGGGUGGGAUCCGGACAAAAUCGACGAAACGGAAGAAAUCCGAGUGAAUGGAAAGGACAAAAUAAAGGAUAAAUUCCACUCUCAACUUACAGAGACAGGCUAUAACAAUAUUAAUACUAGUAAUAGUCCACUUUAUGAUUAUGAGGAUUCUUAUCUGAAUAAUAAUAAGACGGGGAAUCCAGAAAAUUUUAAAUUGCAACUGCUUGAUAAAGAAAAUGAAAAUAAAGAUCUCUUCGGCUUUCAAAAACCUCUUGUGAGUCUUCUUUUCGAUUAUAAUCGAUGGAAUCGACCAUUUCGCUACAUAAAGAAUAAUCGAUUUGAACAGGCCGUAAGAACGGAAAUGUCACAAUAUUUUUUUGACACAUGUAAAAGUGAUGGAAAACAAAGAAUAUCUUUUACAUACCCGCCAAGUCUAUCAGCUCUUUGGAAAAUGAUAAAAAGAAGGCUACCCCUAUUGUCACUCCAAAAAACGCUCCCUAAUGAACUGGACAAUCAGUGGGUUUUUACUAACAAAGAAAAAAGUAAUAAUCUGAAUAAGGAAUUUUUCAAUCGACUUGCAGUACCUAGAGUAUCAAGACCUCUUCAUGAUUGUGGCCUUCUCUUGCUAGAACAUCGGCACACUGAUUUGCCUCCCUCCAAACAUGUCUAA
Molecule: messenger RNA, 1872 nt
Organism: Lycium ferocissimum
Lineage: Eukaryota; Viridiplantae; Streptophyta; Magnoliopsida; Solanales; Solanaceae
Product: protein TIC 214-like
Cellular component (GO): membrane
Source: RefSeq, a predicted model, not a curated record